AUGGGAACUAACAAGUCGGAGUGGCAGCGGGUACCUUUCAAAGGCGAUCGGGACUUCUUUCAUGCAGACAACUUGGAGCCUCACGCAACACGGCGCUCCGAGAUCUUGAAGAAGCACCCCGAGAUCAAGGCACUCAUGGGCCCGGAGUGGCGGACGAAGUACAUCGUGGCCUUGACGGUGGCGCUGCAGAUUUUCAUGGCUCUUGCCACACGUGGCUGGUCUACCUGCUCAUUCCUUGUCGCUGUCUACGUGAUCGGUGCUACGGCCAAUCACUCGCUCUUCUUGGCCAUCCACGAGUUGGCCCACGGCCUUGGGGCCAAGUCGAUGGCGGCCAACAAGCUCAUCGGUAUGGUCGCCAACCUGCCGAUCGUUUUCCCCUAUUGCAUCACUUUUAAACCGUACCACAUGGCGCAUCACCGCAACCAGGGCGUGGAUGGCAUCGACACGGACGUCCCGACUGCUUUGGAAGGCUACCUCAUCACCCAGACGUGUAUGAACUACGUGGACCACACGCUGAGGAAGGCCUUGUUCAUGUUCCUCCAAAUCUUUGCAUAUGCCCUCCGGCCUAUCUUCAUCAAGCCGGACCUGGUCCCUAUCGAUGGCUGGGUAAUUUGUAACUUUGCCGUCUGUGCGACUUUUGACUACCUCAUCCUCGUCACUGUCGGAUGGCAUGGGGUGCUGUAUCUCCUUCUAUCCACUUUCUUCGCGGGCUCCAUACACCCAACCGCCGGGCAUUUCAUUGCGGAGCAUUACGUCAUGGAGGGCGAAGUGGAGACUUAUUCCUAUUACGGGCCGCUCAACCGCCUGGCCUACAAUGUGGGGUACCACAACGAGCACCACGACUUCCCCAACAUUGCCUGGUCAAGCUUGCCAAAAGUUCGAGAGCUGGCUCCCGAGUAUUACAACAGCCUCCCGCAGUGCCCCAGUUGGCCAGGGGCAAUCCUCCGCUAUAUUUUCGACGACUCGAUCAGCCCCUUCAGUCGGGUCAAGCGUACAAAGAAGGCCGAGUGA
This is a messenger RNA of Symbiodinium sp. CCMP2456, 1011 nucleotides long. The record is from the annotation of a GenBank genome assembly. NCBI's taxonomy places the organism in Eukaryota, Dinophyceae, Suessiales, Symbiodiniaceae.